CCGUGCGUGUCGUGACCGCGCCCUGCGCCUCGUCCAGCCCCGCCACGCCACGCCACGCCACGCCACGCCACGCCACGCCACGCCACGCCCCGCGGAGCUGACACGAUGAUUGGGGACGCCGACGACAGCCUGGUGGACGUGGUCCUGCACGCAAGCAGCACCGAGAGACUGUGCCCGGACGGAGCGGCGUCGGACUCGCCGCUGAAAACAGCCGCAGAUCGCGCCGUACUGCUGUCCAAGGUGACCGCGGGCGAGGAGGACCCCGAGGAGGCCGCGGAGCGCCGCAGCCAGUGCUGCUGGGUGCUCGUGCUCGUGCCCAGCUGCUCGCUCAUCCUCACCGCCGCGCUCGCCACGCUCACCGUGGGCGCGCUCAUGGCCGCCUCGUGCUCCGUGCAGGCGCAGUACGAGGAAUCGUGUCACGUGGUCCGCGAGGCCAUCCUCAACUCCACGAGCAAGGACCUCCUCCUACCCCGCUCUUCUUUCAGGGUGGAGUCGGCGGACUCGACGCACGUGACGGUGCGCCACAUGUCCCCCGUGAACGGCGCCCAGUACCACGUCUACUUUCUGCUCAAGUCGGGCGAGGACCACUCCUGCACGUGUCUGACCCUGGCGGCGUCCAGCAUCUGGUUCCAGCCGGACGACGCCGGUGCCGGCUACUGCGCCCUGCAGCACCUGACCAACUUGGGCCUGACCGUCCGCAACUCCACCGAGCUCUCCUGCAACAGCCGCGCGCUCAGCGUCUGCCACCCGCCGCCGGCCACACCCUCGCCGCCCUUCGGACCCAUCGGCCCCCUUACUCUGCCCAUUGUACCCCCUCCCAUGCCCUGACUGCCUUUACCCAGGAGAGAGAAAACGAAACGACUGUUGAAAUACAUUUUGUUUAUUCGUUAAGUUACAUAAA
Messenger RNA from Frankliniella occidentalis (western flower thrips), 901 nucleotides. RefSeq lists its product as uncharacterized. NCBI's taxonomy places the organism in Eukaryota, Metazoa, Arthropoda, Insecta, Thysanoptera, Thripidae. The record is from RefSeq and is a predicted model, not a curated record. The transcript is spliced from 5 exons. The coding region runs from base 106 to 828 and encodes 240 amino acids.